AUGGGCUCGAAGAGUGAAGGAGGAGGAGGAAGCGGAGACGCUCCCUCCACGAUCAGUGAUGACGAGAUCAAGAUAUUGGUAAAGGAGCCACCGCCGGAAACGGAAGAUUUUUACUUUCAACAAACAAUGCUUCGUAUCAAAGAUCCACGCAAGACAUUACCAUUUUAUUGCAACAUUUUGGGCAUGCGCAACUGGGGCACAGAAAGCGACCCGGAUUUCAGUUAUCAUAACGGGAAUAAAGAACCUCGUGGAUUCGGACAUAUCGGCAUAGCGGUGAAAGACGUCUAUGCAGCCUGCAAACGUUUCGAAGAAUUGGGUGUCCAGUUUGUGAAAAAGCCAGAUGAUGGUCGAAUGAAGGGACUUGCUUUUAUUCAGGAUCCAGACGGCUAUUGGAUUGAAAUUUUCAAUCCAGGCACUGUGUGA
This is a messenger RNA of Gongylonema pulchrum, 423 nucleotides long. NCBI's taxonomy places the organism in Eukaryota, Metazoa, Nematoda, Chromadorea, Rhabditida, Gongylonematidae. The record is from the annotation of a GenBank genome assembly.